Ostreobium quekettii is the source of this 1857-nucleotide messenger RNA. Lineage: Eukaryota; Viridiplantae; Chlorophyta; Ulvophyceae; Bryopsidales; Ostreobiaceae. The record is from the annotation of a GenBank genome assembly.
AUGGAAGAGCCGCCCCCUCUGAGGCUGUUGACCAGGACUCACAAUGCCACAACCUUGUACCAGGGCCCCCCUGCGACGGGCAAACUUGAAGAUCUACAGAGCGGCGCCACUGGCACCAUCGAGUUCUCGGACGAUGGAAAAUGGCUGUGCGCGGGGAGCCGCCAGAAAGUGGACAUCAUAUCAACCCAAUCUAUGGAAACAGUUCACAGCAUGCAUAUCGACUCAGCUGUUUCUGUCAGCUUCUCGCCACAAGGAACAUACCUGGUCACUUACCAGAGGCCCAAGAAGGAGCUUGGGGGCGGCCACAAGAAUCUUCAGGUCUGGUCUGUGUCUAGUGGAGAACUUGUGUGGGAGUUGCAUCAGAAGCCCAUCACUGCAGAGAAGUGGCCAGCAAUUAAAUGGAACACAGAUGAGACAGCUGCUUUCCACAUGGUCACAAACAAUGUCCAUGUGUACAAUCCUGCCGAUGGCUUUAAAGCCGUAGUCUCAAAGCUUCCUCUGCCCAGUAUUGGAGCUUUUUCUGUGUCGCCUGGUGUCGAUGCAAAGGUGGCGGCCUAUGUUGCCGAGAAGGGAGGUCCAGCCAGUGUCUGCCUGUAUGCUGUAUCCAGCUUCCCCACAGAUGCCACAGGGAAGCCAUUGGCGCUCGCUCGUCGCAGCUUCUUCAGAGUCUCGGCUGCUGAACUGCUGUGGAACAGCACGGGGAAGGCUCUGCUCUGUGUCUGUUCCUCAGAAUUCGAUGCCACCAAUAAGAACUACUAUGGCGAGCAGCAACUACAUUUCUUGGCAGCAGACGGUUCGAACGACCAACGCGUGCACCUCUCAGAGGGACCCAUCCAUGAUGUCCAGUGGUCUCCCAGGGGAGAUUAUUUUGUUGUCAUCGCUGGCUUCAUGCCAGCAAAACCAAUCUUGUUCAAUUCACAAUGCAAACCCAUCUACGAUCUGGGAAGUGGUCCAUACAACUUCGCUCGGUGGAACCCUCAAGGCCGUUUCCUGUGUAUUGCUGGUUUCGGGAACCUUCCAGGUGACAUAAUUUUCUUUGAUAAAAAGUCAAGUGGAACGUGCAAGCGCAUGGGAAGUGUGCGUUGUCCAUCAGUGUCACUGGAGUGGGCACCAGAUGGGAGGCAUGUCCUGACCGCGCUCACUGCUCCUCGCUUGCGCGUGGACAACGGCUUUCAGGUGCUCACAUACUACGGGGAGAAGUUACAUCAUGAGCAAUUCACGGAACUGUUUGAGGCUCGAUGGGUUGCAGCGCCGCAGGGCACUUACCCUGACAGACCGCAGUCACCUGACAGGGCCACAGCUGCGUCCGAGGGUUCAGCAUCUGCCAGUGGUGCAAGAGGAGGGCAGGAAAAAAGCACAUCUUCUUAUGUAGCUCCUCAUCUAAGAGGCCGUCAGUCAGCAGAAGCUUCAAAGAAUUUCAGCUUGGCUCACAGUGAGGAUGAGGCCGGCCGCAUAAAAGGGGUUUUUCAGAGACCCAAGCCCACAGUACCAGGUGGGGAAUUCGUGUCGAAGUCUGCUGCCCGAAAUGCCAAACGACGGGCUAAGAAAAAGAGUGCAAAAGACGUCGACAAGGCAGAUGAAACGCAAGAGACACCAAUGGAGUCGGAAGGGGCUGCUCAUCAAGAAUUUCCCGCUGCUGAAGUGGAGCCUCCAUCAGCAACAGCCGAUGAAGGCACCAGCGGAGAGGUAGACAAGGCGAAGAGAAUUCGAGCACUGCAAAAGAAGCUGCGCCAAAUAGAGCAGCUUAAAGAGAAAAGAGACGCAGGUGAAGGAGCGCUACAGCCAACACAGCUUGACAAAAUCGCGACAGAACAAGAAGUUUUGAAAGAGUUGCGGGCACUGGGUAUUACUGAAUAG